AUCAUAUGAUGCUCCUGCAAUGUGUGUUUUGUAUUUAUAACCUAUCAGAUCUAUUUUGUCGGAUAAAAAUAAAUCUUGCAUUUAAAUUAACUCUACAUAGCUUUAUGUAAAAGCAAAGUAUAAUAAAAUAUUAGUUAGCCGUGAUGUCAUGAUUAAUUUGACAUGUUUGUCAGUAAUAAGUUCUAGAUGUUAUGUUAGUAACUUCAAUGACAUACAAUUAAAAUUAAACAUCAGAAAUUAUAACAUUGCAAAGAUGUCUUCUAAGUGUAGAAAUUGCGGAUCUACAGAGAUCGAAACAGAUCCAGCUAGAGGGGAUGCAGUAUGUACAGAAUGUGGUUUUGUAUUGGAGGAUCAGCUCAUUGUCAGCGAAGCUUCGUUUAAAGAAACACCGUCUGGAAAUAUGAUGGUACUUGGUCAAUUUGUUGCUAACGAUAGUACCGGUGGAGCUACAGGUUUCGGAGCAGCGUAUCAUGUCAAUGGAAAAGAAUCAAGGGGAAUAACUUUGCAAAAUGCAAGAAAAGGAAUAACUCAUUUGUGUAUGCAAUUACAUUUGAAUCAACACUGCAUCGAUACGUCUAUGAACUUUUAUAAGAUGGCCUUAAAUCGUCAUUUAACUCGCGGAAGAAGACAAGCACACAAUCAUGCAGCUUGUGUAUACAUUACUUGUCGCACAGAAGGCACAGCACGUAUCCUUUAUACUGUUAAAAAAAUAAUAGAGACACUAAAAUGUAAAGUUGUCAAAAAGUUAAAAAGAAAAUUCUUAACUAAUGAAUCAGAUAUGCUUAUCGAUAUCAGUGAUGUUCUUCAAAUUUGCGUUUAUGAAUUGGGACGUACAUAUCUACGGUUUACACAAGCUCUCUGCAUCAACAUACCUUCAGCAGAUCCAUGUUUAUAUAUAAUGAGAUUUGCAAAUAAACUGGAAUUUGGUGAAAAGUCUCACGAAGUGUCGAUGACAGCGAUACGAGUCGUUCAAAGGAUGAAAAGAGAUAGUAUACACAGUGGACGUAAACCAUCGGGCCUAUGUGGAGCUGCGUUACUGAUGGCAGCGCGAUUACACGAGUUUAACAGGUCGCCAGCAGAUAUCAUUAAAAUCGUAAAGGUGCAUGAAACCACAUUGCGUAAAAGGCUCAUAGAAUUCGGCGAUACACCUUCGAGCGCGUUAACGCUCGAGGAAUUUAUGACGGUCGACCUGGAAGAGGAACAGGACCCUCCAGCUUUCAAAGCUGCGCGGAAAAAGGACAGAGAACGAUUACAAAAGUUGGAUAAUAUAGAUACAGAAAUAAAUGAACUGCAAGCUGAGAUUGAUAAACAUUUGGAAGAUCGUAAAGCAGGAAAAGCAAGAAAACGAAAGGAUGAUGAUUGUAUAGAAAAAGAAGACACAGAGAGAUUUGUAAGAGAAAGUAAUUUAGAUAUUAUUAACAACUAUGUUGAAAACGAUGUAGAUGACCCUGAUAGCGAAAUUCACGAUUCCCAAUCGAGAAAUGUAAAUAAUCGCUUGAUCACUGGUCUCGGGCCAAACAUUGCUUCCAUGGGAUUAAUAUCGACGAACGAUAGAGAGAGUGAAGCGAAAGAACAAGAGACCACAACGUUUGAAACUAAUUCCGGGGAUAUUGACGUCACUGAUUUGGACGAUGACGAAUUAGAUAGUUAUAUCAUGUCGGAGAAAGAAGCGCAAUUUAAACAUAAUUUAUGGAACAAAGUGAAUGCCGAGUAUUUGACGCAACAGAAAGAAAAAGAGGAAAGGCGGUUGAAAGAAAAAGAAGAGGGUAAACCAGAAAAGAAACGGCGCCGAACCACGAAACGUAAUAAAAAUCAAGUACCUGCUAAUACCGCAGGAGAAGCGAUCGAGAAAAUGUUGCAAGAAAAGAAAAUUUCGUCUAAAAUUAAUUACGAAGUGCUGAAAAGUUUAAACGUUACUGUAAAUACCGCGAGCAAAGAACAACAAAAAGUCGAAGAGCCCGUCCAGCCAACCAAAUUGGAAGCAGAUAAUAUAAGUUGCAUUAAAACACCCAAUGUUCUUAGUCCGUCGAAAUUGCAAGACAAACCAACAGUAACGACAAGAAAGUCUCGCGUAGUUAAACCAUAUAUACAGCAAAUGAAGAAAGAAGAAGUAAUAACGCCUGUUGAAAUAGAUGCUACUUCAGCAGAAGCUACACUCCCAAAAGCAGAUGCCUGUGAUAUAGAUGAAACUGAUGAUUAUAUUGACGAAGAUGUUGAGGCUGAUCCUACAGAAAUGACUGUUGGACAAAUGCUUGGACAUCAUGCGUCGGAAGAAGAAAACGAUUUUGAAUAUGGAUAUGACGAGGAAGAUUAUUAA
Molecule: messenger RNA, 2317 nt
Organism: Colletes gigas
Lineage: Eukaryota; Metazoa; Arthropoda; Insecta; Hymenoptera; Colletidae
Gene: Brf
Product: transcription factor IIIB 90 kDa subunit
Exons: 14
Coding region: 149-2317 (722 amino acids)
Biological process (GO): DNA-templated transcription initiation; transcription preinitiation complex assembly; transcription by RNA polymerase III
Cellular component (GO): transcription factor TFIIIB complex; nucleus; transcription preinitiation complex
Molecular function (GO): RNA polymerase III type 3 promoter sequence-specific DNA binding; RNA polymerase III general transcription initiation factor activity; TBP-class protein binding
Source: RefSeq, a predicted model, not a curated record